Molecule: messenger RNA, 2037 nt
Organism: Pediculus humanus corporis (human body louse)
Lineage: Eukaryota; Metazoa; Arthropoda; Insecta; Psocodea; Pediculidae
Exons: 10
Coding region: 1-2037 (678 amino acids)
Biological process (GO): microtubule-based movement
Molecular function (GO): ATP binding; microtubule binding; microtubule motor activity
Source: RefSeq, a predicted model, not a curated record
AUGAUAUUUUGCGACAAAAUCGCGGUAGCGAUCGACAAUAUGUUUUCGAUGCCGUUUUCGAUGAAAAUAGUUCCCAGUUUAGUUAAAGAUGUUUUGGACGGUUAUAAUUCGACAAUAUUUGCAUAUGGAGCUUCCGGUUCGGGGAAAACUCAUACGAUGUUGGGUACAACAACCGAACCUGGAAUUAUGGUUCGAGCACUCCAUGAAAUAUUUAAUUUUGUUAAAAAUACAAAUCUUCCACAAAAUUACAACGUUACCAUGUCUUAUUUAGAAAUAUAUAAUGAAAAUAUAAGAGAUUUAUUAAAUCCGGAAACGGGAUUUUUAGAACUUCGAGAAGAUCAAAAAGAAAAAACUGUACACGUUGUUAAAUUAUCAGAAGUUUCAACGAGUUCGACCGAAGAAAUGAUUAGAUUAUUACAAAAAGGAAAUAAAGCGAGAACUAUGGAACCUACAGCACUUAAUAAAACAUCAUCAAGAAGUCACGCACUUUUAAGUAUAAACGUUCGACAAACUUUUCCAAGUGCAAAAAAUGAAAAACUCAAAGCAAGAAUUAAACAAGGAAAAUUAUUUAUGAUUGAUUUAGCCGGUUCGGAAAGAGCCUCACAAACAAAGAAUCGUGGUAAAAGAUUAGUCGAAGGAGCUCAUAUAAAUCGAUCAUUAUUGGCAUUGGGAAAUUGCAUAAAUGCAUUAUCGGGGGGUGCAACAUACGUUAAUUACAGAGAUUCAAAAUUAACGAGAUUGUUAAAAGAUGCACUAAGCGGAAAUAGUCAAACAUGUAUGAUAGCACACGUGAGUCCGGCAUUAAAUCAAAGGGAAGAAAGUAAAAAUACGCUUUUAUAUGCGGAAAGAGCUAAAAGUAUAUCGAAUAAGGUCGAAAAAAAUAUACUCGAUAUAUCGUAUCACGUGUCACAAUAUCGUACCAUAAUAUCGGAAUUACGUGAUGAAAUAGCAAGACUCAAAUCUAAAAUGCCCGAUGAUAAAAUAAUUAUGGAAAAUAUUCAUAAAGAUCGUUUUAAAAUCGAAGAUGAUGAAUUUAAAAAAAAAGAAAACUUUUAUUCCCAACAACGACAAACGAAUCCCGAUCAUUUAGCAUCUAUAAAAAAUGAAAUAAUAACAACAUUUAAAACACAAAUGAAAUUAAGAAAAAGAUUAUUCAAUAUAGAAAGUUAUUUAAUGGAAUUAGAAACGGAAAUCGAAAGGCAACAUACAAUUAUAUCAGAAUGGGAAGGAAAAAAUAAUAGACUUUAUUUUAAUAGUAUAAAUACUGGAAGAUUUCUAGAAAGACCGGAUUUGGGAAGUUUAGAUUUGGAUUACGAAGAUUUCGAAAAAGAUUCGAGUUCUAAAAUUAUUGAAAAAGCUUAUUUAGAAAUUUCAAUACUUGAAAAAGAACAAGAAAAAUAUUCAGAAUUAAGAGGUAUAACGGAAGUAGAAUUGGAAAGAUGUAAAGAAAAAUCAUCUCUGUUGGAAAAAGAAUUACCUUACGAAAUAAAUUCGGAUGAAGAAAAAGAAUUAUUAUCAUUAAUAAUAAGAGUACACGAAUUAGAAAUCGAUAAAAUAAUAUUACAAAGUGAAAGAUUAACAAAAGAAAACGCAUUGAGACAAAGAGAUAUAACUAUAUUAAGAUUUAAUAGGCAAAGGCAAAUUUGUGACGAAAUAAUAACGCGACAAAGGAAAAUAAUGGAAGAUGGUAAAUUACAUCUUCCACCCGAUCUUCAAGAACUUUAUAAACUUUAUCAACAAGAACUUUAUUACGAUUCUUAUUCUUCCGAUCAUAAUAAUACUACGAAUGAUAGAAACGGUUCUGGAAAAUUACCACCGAUUUUAAAUAAUAAACGUUUUUCGUACGAAAAUAUAAAAACAUCGGAAAAUGAAGACAGUAGCGAAAAUAGCACGAGAACUCCUUCCAGCACACCAAGUUCCGAUUGGGCAACGAGUCCUUUACCACCAAUAAGAAAUGAACGUUUUGCCAUUAAUUCUUACCAGUCGAAUGCCAAUUUACCGCCAACAUCCGUUUUAUUUCCACCUAUAACUAGAUAA